Messenger RNA from Symbiodinium sp. CCMP2456, 939 nucleotides. The record is from the annotation of a GenBank genome assembly. Lineage: Eukaryota; Dinophyceae; Suessiales; Symbiodiniaceae.
GCUGCACCCAUGAAGAGACCUGCAGCGCGGCAGCCUAAGGCGAAAGCAAAGGCAGCUAGCGCGCCUCCAGAGGAGGAGCCAGAGGAGCCUGCAGAGGAAGCGCCCGAGGACAUGGAGGUGGAAGAAGCAGAAGAAGCGGAGGAGGAGAUCCUCAAGAAGCCAGCAGCCGCCAAAUCUGCAGCUAAGGCCGCCGCCAAGGGCAAAGCAAAAGCGAAGUCCAAGGCCAAGGUCGCCGAGGAGCCUGCAGAGCCUGAGGAAGAAGAGGAGGCAGAAGAGCCAGAAGCGGCAGAGGAAGCGGAGGAAGAGGAAGAGGCAGCUCUGAAAAGACCUGCUGCAGCACCGAAAGCUGCUGAAGAAGAUCCGAAAAAGGUUGGCAAAGCCAAGGCAAAGAGCAAAGCGAAGGCAAAAGCCAAGUCGAAGGCCGGCGAGGCCCCGUUGCCGGUGGAGGUCGAGCCCGAGGAGGUGGCUGAAGCCAUGGAAGAAGAUGGAGAAGAAGAUGAGGAGAUGGCCGACGUUCCGAUGAAAAAGCCGGCAGCCAAGGCCGCGCCAAAGGCGACGCCAAAAGCGGCCGGCAAAGCCAAGGCAAAGGCAAAGGCAAAAGCCGCAGCGAAGGCCGAAGAGAAAGAGGAAGAGGAAGAGGAAGAAGAGGAUGCCGAAGAGGCAGACGAAGACGAAGAGGAGGAGGAAGAGGACGAAGAUGAGGAGGAGGAGGAAGAGGAGGAGGAUGAAGACGAGGAGAUGCCUGAAGAAGAGCCCGUCGUCAUGAAGAAGCCCUCUGCCAAAGCCAAGGCUGCACCAAAGUCUGCACCCAAGGCUUCACCUAAGGCGGCACCGAAGAAAGCUUCCUCCAAAAAGGCUUCGGUGAAGCCUCAUGCGAAGCCGAAGGCGAGCUCGAAAGCCAAGGGCAAGGUUUUGAAAAAGCCUGCCGCCAAACGGUGA